This is a messenger RNA of Amphiprion ocellaris (clown anemonefish), 6697 nucleotides long. Its product is annotated as phosphatidylinositol 4-phosphate 5-kinase type-1 alpha-like. The transcript has 17 exons. Gene Ontology annotation, molecular function: phosphatidylinositol kinase activity. Gene Ontology annotation, biological process: phosphatidylinositol metabolic process. Bases 235 to 2049 code for a protein of 604 amino acids. Lineage: Eukaryota; Metazoa; Chordata; Actinopteri; Pomacentridae. The record is from RefSeq and is a predicted model, not a curated record.
UAGCUGUACAAAACUGCUGCUUCCGCACUGCUUCCUUGUUUAUUAGUUUUAGGGAAAGUAGUACCUCUAGAAGAGAAAAGUUUAAUUUUUUUCACUCCUCUGGAAGCUGCCACAACUCUUCCACAAGACUUUCGGAUCCACACCUUCUUCAAGCGAGAAGUUCACGGGUGAUUGGGGAUUUUUUUUUUUUUUUUUAAGGUGUCGCGCUUCAUCAAACCAAAGAGUUUAGUCUGAAUGGCCACAGCUGCAGAGGAGCCUCCAGGGCUGCAGGGCAACACUGCCAACCUGCAGAGUCAGUUCUGGAGGAGACUGUCUUCUCUCCGAGAUUCAACCGGGACUCGAAAAAAUGCUUCUGCAGAGGGUCCAAGUCCACACAUGUCUCAGGCCAUGAAAAAAACUAUCGGCCAUCGUGGAAUCGAUCCCACUGGAGAGACGACAUACAAGAAGACAACAUCAUCGGCUCUGAAAGGUGCUAUCCAGUUAGGCAUCACACACACAGUUGGUAGUUUAAGUCAAAAACCGGAGAGAGACGUGCUGCUGCAGGACUUUGAGGUGGUUGAAAGCAUCUUCUUUCCCUGCGAGGGCAGUAACCUGACACCCGCUCACCAUUAUGGAGACUUCAGGUUCAAAACAUACGCUCCAAUCGCCUUUCGCUACUUCAGAGAGAUGUUUGGCAUCCGUCCUGAUGACUACAUGUAUUCUCUGUGCAACGAGUCGCUGAUCGAGCUGUCCAACUCUGGAGCCAGUGGGUCUCUCUUCUACGUCUCCAGCGAUGACGAGUACAUCAUUAAGACAGUUCAGCACAAAGAGGCAGAAUUUCUACAGAAACUACUGCCAGGAUACUUCAUGAACCUGAACCAGAACAAGCGGACCUUACUACCAAAGUUUUAUGGGCUGUACUGUGUCCAGGCAGGCGGGAAAAACAUCCGCAUUGCAGUCAUGAACAAUUUGCUACCAAGCGCUGUACGAAUGCACCUCAAGUACGAUCUGAAGGGUUCCACCUACAAGCGGCGGGCCUCGGCUAAAGAGAGAGAAAAGACUGUUCCCACGUACAAGGACCUGGACUUCAUGCAGGACAUGCCUGAUGGUCUGUUACUGGAGGGGGACAAGUUCACUGCUGUUUGCAAGACCAUCCAGAGAGACUGUCUGCUCUUGCAGAGUUUCAAGAUUAUGGACUACAGCCUUCUGGUUGGAAUUCAUAAUUUAGAUCAGGCCUGUCAAGAGCAGGCAAGCGAAGAGGCGGUGGCCGGAGCCAUGGACCAAAGGAGGCCGCAGGGCCAGAAGUCCCUGUACAGCACAGCUAUAGAGGCCAUUCAGGCCGAGACAGGAAACAUGGGACCACUGGACACAGAGGACAAAACGGGAGGAAUCCCUGCACGAAACUCAAAAGGCGAGAGGCUGCUGGUCUACAUUGGUAUCAUCGACAUUCUGCAGUCCUAUAGAUUAGUAAAGAAGCUUGAACACUCCUGGAAAGCUCUGGUUCACGAUGGGGACACCGUAUCAGUACACAGACCAGGUUUCUAUGCGGAACGAUUUCAGAAAUUCAUGUGUAGUACAGUCUUCAGAAAGGUUUCAUCUAAAACCUCCCCGUGUAAGAAGCGCCGUGCAGUGACUCAUGGUCCUAUGAGGAGAGCAGGUGGACCUCCUCUGUCGACCCAAACCAGCAGCACCAGCAACCCGCUGCCUUUACUCCAACACCAGAUCAGCUCAGACACCAGAGAGGACACUGAAGGAGACAACGACAUACAGUCAGGACGUCCCGACCUCCUCCCAAAGACUUUACUGCCCAGUGACGCUGCUAGCAGCGCUUCUGAAACCUCCUCCCUGGGAAACCCUGGAUUUGCUCCCUCAAGUCAGCCUCUGCCUCCACCUCCCUCUCAGGACACCUCCAGAUCAGUGGAAGUAGCUUUGAACAGCUCACCGAGCAGAGACCAGGAGUACAGCACCCCCAAGAGAGCUCAGUUUGGGACUCUUGAAGAAAGCGUCGGUGGUGCAGAUGCGAUCUCACUCAGUGAUAUAAUUCCUACCACAAGCAAAUGUGCAGUGUAGAUGUGGGAAAGAGGCCUGAACUCAAACGCACCAAAACAAACCUGGAGGAUGAUCUGAACACGGCUAAAAUGUUUCCACCACCUUAGUGUGAUUUGAGGUACCAGAAUUAAAAAAGUUAUGCAGCAACACCAUUGAGAUUUUUAUUACAUGAUUUUUUUUUCUUGUUUUUUUGCACUUUAUUUUCUAAAUCUUAACGUGGUAUGAGCAUGUAAGUGGGUGGUUGUGUUCUGACACUAGUAAUUGCAGGUACAUUAGUGCUGUGGUCAUUGAAUACUAGUAUUCAUCUCAUAGAAAUGCCCAUAUUCAUAAUCACACAUUGUUUUUGUCACUUAACUGCUCAGUUAAGCCAACAUUCAGUGUAAAGUGUAACACGAAGUCUUAUUUGAGAACAGAUAUUCUUAAUUAAGGCUUAGUUAUUUCAAAUUUAUUAUCCUUUUUGGAAUUAAUUCCUCUUUUUUCCUUUUGCAAACUUCUCUUUCUAAGUUUCUGUCCCAUCACCCAGAGGCCUUGAGUCGAGAGUACUGUUUCUGCUUUAUGUUUCGCUUAAACGCUUUAACUUAAAACCAUAUUAUAUUGAGUGGAUUUUAAAUAAAAUGUUUUCUUUUUGAAGAAACUACUGUAUCUUAUAUGGGUAAGCUCCUUUUUCAAGCUUACUUUGAAUGCAAAUAAUGCUGGAAAAACACUUUUUAUUUGACCAAAUAUUCUACUGGACCUGUACCACUUUAGAGACUGUGAAUUCUGCGUGUCACCACUAAUGUAGUGGUCAAAGGGUUCUUUUCAAAGGAGGUUGUUUUUUUUAUACUGUAUUUUAUGUGGUCUGAUAUCAGUUUCAGGUUUAGCUUGUAGACCAGCUUGUGGUCCAGUAUGACUGAUACUGAUGCUUAGAUGGCUAUUGACAAACCACCACAACAAAUAGCUACUGGGGGCCUGUCUCAGGAAGCAACACUGGACUGAAUUGUUGGAAUAUUGGCUAAUGCCACUGACCAAACCUAGAAACAGCAGCUUGUGUUCAGGCUCGCAAAUGAAAAUGUGCAAAAAAUACCCCAGAAAUACAAGAACCACCUCCUCACUAAUCGAACACCAAAGAGCAUGUCAUGACAUUAUUACAAACUAGUACAAUCACUUUGUUCUCAUUGUAGUUUAUGAUAUUGAAAAUGGUAUUAUAGCAGUGAAGCGGUAGCGAUUGUUUGUAGUUUUAUGUAGCGCCCCACGCUAGCAACAAAUAGCAGAGCUAACGGGAGUUCUUGUUUUAGUGUCUGUGCUAAUUAAAAUUAACUGUUGCAUGUUGAUUGCACUGCUUUGUUUUCCUGGAGAACAAUGGGUGUAUUUUUUACAUUUUAAAGUACAGUAACGCAGUCUAGUUUAAGGUCCCUGCAGUAAUGCGUAACGUUCUGAAGGCCGUAAUGUUCAGUUUUUAUUGAAACGGUUUAUAGCAGAGGUGUCAAACUCAUUAUAGUUCAGGGAACACAUUCAGCCCAGUUUGAUCUCAAGUGGGGCGGACGAGUAAAAUCACAGCAUAAUAACCUGUGAAAAAUAACCACAACUCCAAGUUUUUCCCUUUGCUUUAGUGCAAAAAAAAUCACAUUUAAGGAAUUAUCUUACAAAAUAUUACAAAAAUGAGACACAAAACAACCAAAGCGAGAAGCAAAAUGACAAAAAAAUGAGACAAGUGACACUCAACAAAACAAAAAAAGAGACAAAAAAUUAGACAAAAAAGUUAUAGAGCGACAAAAAAAAUGGACAAACGACCAAAACGAGUCAAAUAAUGACAUAAAUGACACAAAUGAGGCAAAAAAAACGAGAAACAAAACAGCAACAACAUGAGACAAAUGUCAAAAGUCUGACAAAAAAACGACAAAAACAAGACAAAAUAUUACAAAAAUGAGACAAAAUGACAAAAAAAGACAAACAACAAAAAAAUUUGACAAAAGAAAUUACAAAGCAACAAAAAAUGGACAAACAACACAAGUGAGACAAAACGACAAAAGCCAUACACAAUUUGAUCUCAAGUGGGCCGGACCAACAAAAUCUUAGCAUAAUAACCUAUAAACAACAAUAGCUUUUUCCUUUGUUUUAGAGCAAAAAAGUAUGUUCUGAAAAUGUUCACCUUUAAGGAAUUACUUUUUUACAAAACGUCAUGAACAACCGGAAACUUCUUAAGAAAAAUAAGUGAAAUUUCAACAAUAUUAAACCUCAGUUUAUCAUUUGUGCAUCACAACUUCCAGAUCACAGAGUGUCUGCAAAGGCACAGAACAUUUAGUCACAGGUAUCUGGAACUGAACAAUAUAGUAUUAGACUUCAUGCUCAAAACGACGCAAAAAAAGACAAAAAUCAACAAAAUAUUACAAAAAUGAGACACAAAGUGGCAAAAAAUAGACAAACAACACAAGCGAGACAAAAAAAAACAAGGACAAAGACGAGACAAAAAGGAAACACAAAAACAAGAAACAAAAGAACAAGCAUGAGACUAAUGACAAACGUCAGACAAAAAAACCCAAGACAAAAUCUUACAAAAUGAGGCACAAAAUGACAAAAGAACAAUGAGUAAUCUAGUAUUUUACAACUUGUCAUGGUCUAGAAAUUAUUUUAAAUUUACAGUGUUACAAAUUUGCAAUUUGCAGUUAAUGUCUUCUCUGCAAUUUUUACACUUUAGCAAGUCGUCCUGAGGACCGGAUUGGACCCUCUGGAGGGCCGGUUUUGGCCCGUGGGCUGCAUGUUUGACAGCCCUGGUUUAUAGAGUUGUAAAUUCAACUGAUAAUUUGGAAGCAGUUGGUGUAGUUUUAUUGCGCUAUACCGACAGGUGUUUGUAUUAUUUUGUCCACCACAUCUAUAUCGGUGAGGCUCAAUAGAAGAACUGUAACUGAGUGUAAAAAACAAAGACACCUGAGACCAGACUGCAUUAAUGUCAUCCAGACAUGCAGAUACAAACAAGCUGAUGUGCCCUUCAGUGGUUUAGACAUGGCGCCCCCUAGCAGCCAGUCUGUGCUAAAGCAACAACCAAGGUGUACGCUUGUUUUCAGUGUGGUUUGAUUAGCUAGAUUAUGCAAAAAAACAAACAAACUCAGGAGUCUCAGUGGAGCAUUCGUAGUGGAAGAAGCCUUCAUAUUUUGGUGUGAAUCUGGAUCAGUUUCUUUAAAACUGCACGAUAGGGCACAGGCCUUGGCAGAGGACUUUGCUGUCCAAGUGCCUUUCUAAUUGAUGUUUUAUAGAUAGUGUGUAUAUAUGCGUGUAUGUCUGCCCUGUUAUAUUUUACAUUUAUCGCCACUAAAUGUUUUAUAAACUGCAACAUGUCUCACAGGAUGGAUUAGAAGGACUUGCAUGCGUAUUGUCUGUCCUCUUGUUCUCCUACUUACUAAAUACUGGGGUGGGAUGUGUCGGAAAUAAGAAAUGCAGGUUUGUACGAGUUUGCUGCUUAAAAUCUGAACUAUAAACUUGGAUGGUACCACAUUUUCUUAAAGUAUUUUAGUCAAACUUUUUCACUAUUUGCUGCUAUGUGUAAACUCACUAUGAAACAGAUUGCAACCUAAUAUAAAAGCCGAUGCUGUGCUGCUUUUAGGAUCUGUUCUUUUAAAUUACCAUUCUUGCUUUUUGUUUGUGUAUUUCCUAAACAUUACUCUUAAAGUUACUCACAGAACUCAUCAGUUAUAUUAAUUCUAAUCCUGAUAUGACCUUUGUUGCUGCAAUUCCUCACAUGAAUAUGCAUUUUCUCCCUGUGUCUUAUUAAAUUCUGUUGCUGAUUUGCUCAUGUUGCAUGUGUAAUUACAAACAUUGCCUCUCAAUUAGGCCAGUAAACUUAGUUAGGAGAGCCAGUUUUGUAAAAAUGAGUUUUCCAGAUUUGCCAGUGUUCAGCGUAGUGGGGCUGAUAACUUACCGAGAGGUUUUUGAGACAGGCCCCGACUUAUUUUUCACUGGGAAACAUGGUGAUGGCUGCUUGUGUGUGAGAGUGAACAAGACAAAAUGGUUUAUUUGCUUUCUGAUGUUGUGGUUGGGUCACAGUAAAUUGUUAGAGAGUUGUUUGAUAUUUGAAAAUGCAGAAAUUAGAACUUUAAAAAGCCUGUAAUUUAUAUGUCUCAACUAUGCAACAUAAUUCUUUGUUUACAGCAAACAAAUUAAUAAACUGUGCAAUAUGUGUAUUUAUUUGACAAUUUUCCAACCAAGAUGGAUUAUUUGAACAUUUUAUGUGACCAGUAAAUGAUAUGUACAGAUCAUUUGUCUGUUCCAACAUUGAAAGUGAAACUGUGCCUCAUUGUGAAACCACCAGAACACACGCAGCCGAUGAACCAAACAUGUAAAUAGUCGUAUUUAUUAUUGUAUUUAUUGCUGUAUGUAUAGCUCCGGUUUCCAAAAUGUUUCUUAAUGGUGACGGUGGAUUGAAAACACACCUGUAUCUGUGGUAAAUGACUGUUGAAAGGUAAAAACUUUUGUUUUCUGUCAUUUUGAUUGUUAUGUUUAUUAUAACAACUGUAAAAUCAUCCUGUUUUUUUUUCUCUGAUUUGUCUUUACUUGCCUUUGAAUGGUGUAAAUGUUUACACAUCUAUGUAUAUGCAAGAAUCACAAUAUGAAUUUACACAUUUUUUUCAGUCUCGCUCUUUUGGGGAAGGUUUUGUACACUUGUACCUGAAAUUAUUAAAGAAAAAAAGACACACGG